AAGGACAGAAGGUCUACCAUUGUGGGCGGGCUUUAGGACCCCGCAGGUGCGCGGUGUGUGUGUGUGUGUGUGUGUGUUGUCUUCAGUAAUGUGCAGUGCGGAUGCUCAGAGCGCGCGACCCUCCGCCUGACUCCCCCACCCUUGCGCGCGCUCUCACUCCGCCUGUACUCCCUGCGCGCGCGGAGCCUCACAGCAGCAACAGCACCGCAGCGUUGCCCCGCGAGCCCGAGCGCGAGACCCGGCCGCGCCCCCGCUGCUGAUGGCCUCGUCCGCGAGCGGCACGGAGGAGGCGCGCGGCGCGGCGUCCUCAUCGGCGCCCACGCCCCUCAAGCUGGUGGGCCUGGUGUGCGUGCUGCUCGCGCUGUGCCUGGAUGUGGGCGCCGUGCUGAGCCCCGCGUGGGUCACCGCCGACCAGCAGUACUACCUGUCCCUGUGGGAGUCCUGCUGGAGGUCCAGCGGAGAGAACGCGUGGCGGUGCAGCAGCACGCUGAACACGGAUUGGCAGAUCGCCACAUUGGCACUGUUGCACGGAGGAGCCUUCCUCAUCCUCAUCUCCUUCAUGGUGGCCCUGGUGUCCGUGUGCACGUGCAGCAGGAGGCGUUUCUACAGACCCGUCGCUGUCAUGCUGUUCGCCGCAGUUGUCCUGCAGGCCUGUAGCUUGGUCCUGUUCCCCAUCAAGUUCAUCGAGACGAUCAGCUUGCGAAUAUACCACGAGUUCAACUGGGGUUAUGGCUUGGCUUGGGGCGCCACCAUCUUCUCGUUCGGAGGAGCCAUCCUGUACUGCCUGAACCCCAAAAACUACGACGAUUACUACUGACCCUGCCGCACGACUCCUGUUUUCCGUUACCCUCUCCCAUGCCACACUCCCACCAUACUGCUCACGCACCAAACUUUUAUUUGCCUCCUGAGAAACAAACAAACAAAAAAAAAACACCACACAAACUAAGUGCGGAGCACGUCCGAUUUCUGGACCGACCAAUCUCACGUCUUAUGCUGACACCUCAUCCAUUUACGUUCUUUAAAAUUCCUUUUAUUAAAGUGUCACUCUGUUCUUAUCUCUCCAUCACAUUUCAGACAUCACUGAUCCGUCUCUGAUCUUUAAGCGUCGGGUUAUGCGGAGAGCUCCGGAAGCAAUCAUGUGCCGCCGAUCCCUGCGGAGAGCUCCAUCUGGAGUGGGAUUUAGGAUCGGACCUGCUGCAUGCAUACACAUACACAGAUACACACACUCACACUUACUCUCUACUUUCACACAGAUCACACAGAGAGUGUUAGGUUCCUGUAAUGAGAGAGCUCACCAUUGAGCAUAUGCUAACCUUCGUUCAUGCUGGCAAGUGACAGUCGUUAGAAACACUAAAAGCUAUAUAUAUAUAUAUAUAGAAAUGUUUGGAUUUGUCGUGCUACGCUUUAGGACCUAUGCUAACAGAUUGCAUAAACUUGCGAAAAUCUUUACACAUGGCUUUUCACUGCAAUCGUGGCUUGCGCAUGUGUAAAAACUUAACAGCCACAUGCUGCUUUGUGAUUUGCUAGCAUGAACGUAGGACAGCAGGUGCAAAGGUCUGAGUGCAAUUAUAUUUACCCGUUCUGCUAAACUUUUUAUUAUUAUUAUUAUUAUUUUUCGAGCACUGAAACAUCACGACAGUGUCUAAAACAAGAAACGUUAUGUACCUGACUGAGUAGUUUUGUUUAACUUGCUAAGGCAAAAUUGCCCCUUAGCGUUAACUAGCAAGUUUUGCCAUGAGAUUAAAAAAAAAUAUAUGGGAUAAAUAUAUCAAUAUGUUUUUUAAGGAUAUCCUCAAACAAAUACCCCUUUCUGUAAUGAUAUCUAACUAAUUCCUAACAUUUGAUAAAUGGCUAGCUAGCUACAAAUAAACCUUUCUUUAACUAGUUUAGCUGUGAGACAUUUCAGAAUGCUCUUCGCUAACUAGCUAGAUAUCUUCAUAUUAGUAUAUUUUCUGAUGAAUAUAAUUUUCUCUGAUGUUAUAGCUAGCGAGUCAGAUGUGGGAUAUUUCCUAACUUUGGUCAGAUCUUUGUAUGAGUGUAUCCCUUAACAAAAGGGAUUAACCCGGUUAAGUUAGCUAGCUGAUUUUCCUGGGAUAUUUAAUUUUUGUUAACUGGCUAGCUAUGUUUACACUGUACAGUAUAUUCUCAAAGAAACUAGCAAAAUUAGAUUAGAUUUUCUUGGGAAAGUUAAUGUGAGCUAGCUAGCUAUUUCGGGAUGAGUGUUUCUUCUAAUGAAUAUACAUUUGUCUUACGCUAGCUAACAAGUUUGAUGUGGCACAUUUCAGAACAUUUGUUAAAUAGAUAACUGUCUAUUAUAUUAGCAUCGGCUUAAAGUUGUUUUUCCUGUGAAACAUUUUCUAAAUGUUGUUAACUAGUGUAAUGGAAAAAUCACAUUACACUAGCUUUAUUAAUAUUAUAAAAUUCUUAUAGAAACUAAAAUCUUUCCCUAUCUUGCUAAUUUGAUAUAUUCUAUUGAUAGCUAGUAUAUAUAGUAUUUAUAUUAGUAUAUCCUUUAACAAAUGGGAUGGUAUCUGAUGUUAUAUAGCUACCUAGACCUUUUCUGUAAGUUUUUAAAAUUUAUUUUUAUCUUACCUAUCUAACCUUUUACCCCCAUUUUUAUCAUAGCUAGCUAACUUUGCACGGGCAUAUCCUCCAACAGGGGAUUUACUCUAAUGUUAGCUAGCAAGUUUUGCUAUGAGACAAUUUCAAUUUUAGUUAUUAUAGAAUUUUCUCUGAGUAUAGCUAGUUAGCAUGGUUGUGAAAUGUUACCUGCUAACUUGAAAUGUUAAUCAGCUAGCUUUGUGUGGGGAUAUUCUGGAAUGUAUCCAUCAGGUUUAUUUCUUUAAUACUGGUUCUUUUUUUUAUCUUUUAAUUGCUGACUAUUUUUGAAUUUUACCUCAUUAGUUUGUAGGGAAAUCAUUUUGCGUGAAGAUGUUUUCCCACCUGUUAGCGAGUUAGCAUGGCUGUGGGACAUUUGCUGAGGUUUGCCGAGCAGCCGUAACUUCUCGAAGGUUUUAAUCUUUUAAUAAGAAGUCCUCUUAAUAUCUUGCUACUCUGGGAUAUUUUUAUGUUCUGCUAAAAGUAAGGGUACUUGUCUACUUUUAAUUCCUGCCAUCUUUCAACAGCGCUGAUAUUUGCGUUAUCAUCAUUAUAGCCCUAAGUCAGUGCGAACAUGGUUCAAUUGAUAUUCUUAUAAAAAAAGUCCUUAUAGAGAAAUGUAAUUAGACAAGAUUGUGUUCCUUAGCUUUAUUGCACUCAGACAUUUGGACCUGACUGUACAAGGAACUUGAGACGAUUAUGAAAGUGUAUUAUAUUCCGAGAGAAACCUCGAGGUCACCUCGAGCUUGGUAGAGAUUUGUUUAUAUGACAUAUUACAAUGUAUCUUCACUGUAGCUAAAGUCAGGGUUAUACAGUACGAGUAGAAUACGAUUUAUGGCUAGAGCAUGCUAAGUGGAGCAACAUGGGUUAAUUAGCUUUUCUGGAAAUAACUGUGAGGUUCAUUAGUGCACAUGUAAGAAGUGCAUUCACUUUAUGAUAAGUGUGUGUUAUGAAACUAAUAGGGCUAGCGGUGAUUUUAUUCUUAACUUUAUCUUUUCAUUUUUGUCAGAUAUUGCGUAAAACCAAAAAAAAAAAAAAAAAAGGCCAACGCUACAUCUGAUUCUGUUGUCUGCUGUUCAGAUUCAGGCAUUUUAACCUGCCUUCACUAUUUUUACACCGUGACUGUCGGUUCUGAGAUUUUUCGUCUGUGGUCACUGUUCUUCUUUUCUUCCAACUGCAAACCUUUUUCUAAAAGUUAAAUUAUUAUUAUUAAGUAGACAUGUGCCAGUGUCAAAAUGUUCACCUUAUACAUUAUACUUGUUUAACUUUUUAAUUACCAUGCAUGAUAUUAAAAUACAAAAAAAGAGAAAAUACUACAGCAAAUUAUUCCUAAAUCAGCUUAUCAGUAAUAUAAUUUUGACAGGAGAUUUUUUUUUUUUUACAAAAUAAAGGGCCUGCAGGACAGCAGCUGGUUAACCACUACUAUGUUCAAUACUCACUAUUCACUACUCAGUACUCACUACACAAUAGUUAAAACUCAGUAGCCAGUUGUCAAUAUUUGGCUCAUGUCAAAAAAAAAAGUUUAAUUAACAAUAAUCAUUAAAAUGAGAAAAAACUACAAAGAAAUGUUAGCUAUGGGCAAUUUACCACCAUAUUACUCAGCUGAAGCAAGUAAUUCCCAUUACUAAAUUAAUAGAUUUUACCUAAAAACUAUUCUAGACCAUUCCAGAAUAGUUUGUGCGACCAAAAUUUGAAUGAAUUUUUAAUGAAUCUAAUAAAUUUAGUAGAAGCUGAUUGGUAAAAAUGGAGCAAGAUGUUUUCUUAAUGUGUCAUGUUUAAAAUUAGUAAUACUAUAAGUUAGAAACUACUUUUUUAGCCAUAGUUAUUGUUUGGAUUUUCUUUCUGUAAAUCAGGAAUUUCAUGCUUUUUUUUGUAGCGUUCAAUAAGAUACAAUUUGAAGAUAAUCAGAUGGGCAAAAUUAAAUUCACCAAACUAAUUCAGAUUUUACAAUCAGUGCCAGUCGUUUGCAUUUUGAAGACUUCUGAUGUAGUUUGAACCAGAAAUCCAAUUAAAAUUUGUUUCACCAAGA
Molecule: messenger RNA, 4627 nt
Organism: Clarias gariepinus (North African catfish)
Lineage: Eukaryota; Metazoa; Chordata; Actinopteri; Siluriformes; Clariidae
Gene: tmem47
Product: transmembrane protein 47
Exons: 3
Coding region: 260-817 (185 amino acids)
Biological process (GO): cell-cell adhesion
Cellular component (GO): cell-cell junction; membrane
Source: RefSeq, a predicted model, not a curated record